Oxyura jamaicensis (ruddy duck) is the source of this 1354-nucleotide messenger RNA. It is a transcript of the gene METTL26, whose product is annotated as methyltransferase like 26. The coding region runs from base 49 to 657 and encodes 202 amino acids. Lineage: Eukaryota; Metazoa; Chordata; Aves; Anseriformes; Anatidae. The transcript is spliced from 6 exons. The record is from RefSeq and is a predicted model, not a curated record.
CCCCGUGCCGCCCCGAGCCGCCCCGUGCCGCGCCCCCCCCGUCCAACCAUGCUGGCGCCGGCGGCGGCGGAGCGGAACAAGGGCCCGAUCCUGGCGGUGCUGCGGGAGUACGCGGGGCCCGGCGCCGUGCGGGUGCUGGAGGUGGGGGCGGGCGCGGGGCUGCACGCCGCGCACUGCGCCCGGGCGCUGCCGCACGCCCGCUGGCUGCCCUCCGACGUGGAGCCGCGGGCGCUGCGCAGCAUCGCUGCCUACGCAGAGGCCAUGCAGGUGCCCAACAUGCUGCCGCCCAUCUACCUGGACGUCUCGCAGGGCUGGGAGACCUGGGGGGGCACCCAGCCCGCCACCCUGGACCUCAUCGUCAGCAUCAACAUGAUGCACAUCUCGGAGCUGCGGUGCACGGAGGGGCUGUUCAAGGGUGCCGGGGUGCUGCUGAAGCCUGGAGGCGUGCUCUUCACCUACGGGCCGUACGCUGUGGAUGGCCAGAUCAGUCCCCAGAGCAACGUGGACUUUGACCGCAGCCUGAGGCAGAGCAACCCCGCCUGGGGCCUUCGGGACACGGCGCUGCUGCGGCAGCUGGCUGAGGCCAACGGGAUGCGCCUGGAGAGGAUGGUGGACAUGCCGGCCAACAACAAGAGCCUCAUCUUCCGCAAGCAGUAACCCGCCGCACCCUGCGGGCACCUCCCAGCACCGCUUUGCAAGGGGCCGGGCACGGCAGCGAGGGCGCAGCGCCAUGGGUUGCCCUGCGCCGCCUGGGCUUGGCCGGAGGUCUCGGGUCCACCUCCUCUGGCUCCAUCCCUGGGACUCCCUGGGUGGCGCAGCGGGCACAGCCUGGGAGGGGGCGCAGCACGGCCGGGCACAGGGGGCAGCUCUCUCCCAGUGCCGGUUUCCGUGUCUCUGGGCAGGCGCCGUGCCGAGGUGUGGGACCCCGUUCCCCACGUGGGACCACGCUGCUGCCCCCAAUAAAGUCUGGGGGCCGUGCCCCACCAGCAGCUUCCCAAGAGCUCCAGCCCGGCCGCCGCGCGCUGUCCCUCUGCCAGAGACACAUUUGGGGUGGGGGCUCUCCCUCCAUCACCACCCCCCAGCACCGAGGAUGCGGGGCACCAGCCCCUGCCCAGAGCCAGCACGCAGCCGCGGAGCAGUGCAGAGCUCGAGGGCAUCACGCUGCACCCGAGGCUUCGGUGCUGCGGGAAGGUUGUCGUGGGUGGGGGUCUGGGCAGACCCCUCUGCAACCCAGCCCAGUCUUUUAUUGCUGCUGCCCAGGCUGGGGGUACAUGGGGAGGGCAUGCGGACAGAUAAAUUACAGGGGAGGGAGCUACAAAAUGGUGAUAACUGCUAAAUAAAAGCUGCGGGCUUG